GCCGACGCGGCCGUGCACAAGGCCCUGCGGCUCGGCUUCAUCCGGAAGGUCUACGGGAUCCUCACCGUGCAGCUCGCGCUCACCGCGGCGGUCGCGUCGGCGCUGACGCUCGUCGACAGCGCGCGCGACUUCGUGCUGGGCACGCCGUCCCUGCUCUGGGUGGGCAUGUUCGCGAGCGUCGGCGUGCUCGUGGCGCUCAUGCUGUACAAGGACCGGCACCCGCUCAACGCGCAGCUGCUCCUGGCGUGG
This is a messenger RNA of Aureococcus anophagefferens, 249 nucleotides long. RefSeq lists its product as hypothetical. The annotation marks the transcript as partial. The record is from RefSeq and is a predicted model, not a curated record. Lineage: Eukaryota; Pelagophyceae; Pelagomonadales; Pelagomonadaceae. The transcript has a single exon.